This is a messenger RNA of Mus musculus (house mouse), 2812 nucleotides long. It is a transcript of the gene Foxl1, whose product is annotated as forkhead box L1. The transcript has a single exon. NCBI's taxonomy places the organism in Eukaryota, Metazoa, Chordata, Mammalia, Rodentia, Muridae. The record is from RefSeq and is marked validated. Gene Ontology annotation, biological process: heart development; regulation of DNA-templated transcription. Gene Ontology annotation, cellular component: nucleus. Bases 130 to 1140 code for a protein of 336 amino acids. Gene Ontology annotation, molecular function: DNA binding; sequence-specific DNA binding; DNA-binding transcription factor activity.
GACAAAGCGCGCAGCGGCUGGGGAGAGCGGCUGAUCGCAGGGCAGUCGCACAGAGGGCUCCCCAGGAGGGCCCUGGUGCGGGGCAAAGUCCUUAGGACUCCCCGGUGGAGCGGAGAGGCUGCUGUCGCCAUGAGCCACCUCUUCAGUCCCCCGCUGGCCGCUCUGGCAGCCUCGCCGCUGUUGUACGUGUACAGCCCCGAGAGGCCUGGGCUGCCCCUGGCCUUCGCCCCUGCGGCUGCACUGGCCGGCCCGGGCCGCGUCGAGCCCCCGCAGAAGCCGCCCUACAGCUACAUCGCUCUUAUAGCCAUGGCGAUCCAGGAUGCUCCCGAGCAGAGGGUCACACUGAACGGCAUCUACCAGUUCAUCAUGGAUCGCUUCCCGUUCUACCACGACAACCGCCAAGGCUGGCAGAACAGCAUCCGCCACAACCUGUCGCUCAACGAGUGCUUCGUGAAGGUGCCACGUGAGAAGGGGCGGCCGGGCAAGGGCAGCUACUGGACCCUGGACCCCCGCUGCUUGGACAUGUUUGAGAACGGCAAUUAUCGGCGCAGGAAGAGGAAGCCCAAGCCCGCCGCGGGUUCCCCGGAGGCCAAGCGCACCCGGGUCGAGCCGCCGGAGUCCGAGGUGGGCUGCGAUGUAGGGUCCCCGGACCUGGCCACUGCACUCCCGACGCGCGCGCCGGAUCGCUCCCAAUCCCCGGCAGUAGGCACCGCGCGGCCCGCGCUCCUUCCCUGGCCCGGCCCUGAGCCCCGGGACCCCGACGCGGACCUCACAGUCCAGGGCGCAGGGGCAGUGGCAAGCGGCCAGCUCCAGCGUCCGGCACACCACCUGGGGUCCCCUCUGUGCCCCGCCCCCAGCGGCUCCCCAAAAGGUUCCAAGUCAAAGAGUUUCAGCAUCGACAGCAUCUUGGCCGUGAGACCGACGCCAGCCUCAGGGGCCGAAGCACCGGGGAUCCCUAAGCCCGUGCCUGGCGCGCUGGGCUCCUCUCUGCUGGCUGCCUCCUCCGGCCUAGCGCCUCCCUUCAACGCUUCGCUGGUCUUCGACGCGCACGUCCAGGGCGGCUUUUCCCAGCUGGGGAUUCCCUUCCUUUCUUAUUUUCCUCUGCAGGUUCCCGAGGCCACAGUGCUUCGUUUCCACUAAGGCGGAUUAGCGGCUGCUUCCCUGCCUCGCGAUCCCCCCACCUCCAGUGAGCCAAUGCCUGUGGGCGAAGGAGUCGCCCCGGUCUCUGCCCUGGCAGAGACUGAGGGUUUGGAGCAGCGUACCCGUGCCGGCCAAAGUCGUGCACUGAGGGGCCUCGUCCAUCUGCUUUCUCCGAAGAUGACUUAACCAGCCACCGGAAGCUUUGCAGAUUUAAAAGACUGGUCCAGUAGAGGACAUGGUCGCCGCACACUCAGCCCUCACGGUUCGUCUCCAGCAGAAGCCCCUCGUAGGCUUUGGCGGCGUUGUACAGUGACCACCACAAGUCCCCACUCGGACCUGAGUCUCCUGCUGACCCUGAGGGCAGGACUUAGAGAUAUAGCGAACAGCUCUAUGUGGAGGUUCAACUGGAUCAUGGAAGGCUCAGCGGGCUCCGUGUGGCAUAGGCCUUGGCUUUGAUCUCAUUGGAUGUGGGGAGCUUGCAGCCAGGAUGCUGGGGAUGAUCCGUGGUCCGCAGGCUCUGGGAAAGAUGUAGGCCUGGUUAACGUUUACAACUAAGGUUGAACAAAAGCAGGCUCACCGGAAAUGCUCAAUAUGAAUAGAUAAACCUUCUUCCAGACAGGGAAAGGCUCAUUUAUUCUUGGCUUAUAAACCAGGCUCCCCUUUGCUAUAGCUAGUAGCUUCUUUUAAGGAGCCCCGUGUGUUUGGCACGUACUUUGGCUUUACAGUGGCACACCUGCCGCAUUCCACAGCAUAGUCCUCUGUUCACUUCUGCUUUUCUUUUCUUUUUUUUUUUUUGUGUGGGGGGGAGGGGUUCGAGACAGGGUUUCUCUGUAUAGCCCUGGCUGUCCUGGAACUCACUUUGUAGACCAGGCUGGCCUGCCUCUGCCUCCCGAGAGCUGGGAUUAAAGGCGUACUCCACCAUGCCUGGCCUGCUUUUCUUUUUAAGGCACCAAAAAAUUUCAGGGGACACAGAAGGGUGUGUGAUCGGAGGGAUUAUUAUGACUCAAGGGCGGGUUUUUUUUUUAACUUCUGUAGCUUUUUAAGAUCUAAGUCCCCCCCCCAUCUCUCUCCCCCCCCCCACUCACACUUUCCAGAAACACACACACAGUGAAGGACUACAUGUAAUCAGAGAGGCUGGGGGAGCAUACUACUCCUGAGUGUGGGAGAUAGAUAGCUUCCAGGAGUGACAGGGACUCUCUUCAGACAAAGCCUGUGGUACCUCAAGUCUGUGUUCCCUUUAUAUCCCUCCAGGGAGAUCUAGAUAUUGACAUUACAUAAACCCAUAAGAGGUGACCAGAGAGCGGGGUUGAGGGGGAGGGGGUGGGGAGAUCAACAAAGUGCUGACUAAGGCAACUAAGUUGGUUACCGUGCAGUGCAGUCCUGCUUCCAAAUUUGGGGGAAACUCUCAGGCCUUUGGGGUGCCCAUGUUUAAGCUUGCUGGUGGGCUCUGCAACUCAGCUUUCAGAGGAAGGAAAGUGCUGGUCCUUGAUGUAAAAAAAAGGACCAAAAAUUAAGAAUUCUAGGGCAUAGGUCCACAGUGAUGUCUCACAACAACUAAGGUAUGCCGUGCAUCACACCUGUAAUCUCAGUCCUUGCAAGGCUGAGGCAGGGGGAUUGCUGUGAGUUUAAGGAUAGCUUGUGGCACAGAGUUAGACAUGUCUCAAACUAAGGG